Emiliania huxleyi CCMP1516 is the source of this 1035-nucleotide messenger RNA. RefSeq lists its product as hypothetical. The annotation marks the transcript as partial. The transcript is spliced from 5 exons. Lineage: Eukaryota; Haptophyta; Isochrysidales; Noelaerhabdaceae. The record is from RefSeq and is a predicted model, not a curated record.
GCGCAAGAGCCACAACAGGCGCAAGAGCCGCACCUGGCGCAAGAGCCACAACCGCAGGCGCAAGAGCCACCACCGGCGCAAGAGCCACUUCAGGCGCAAGGGCCAUCACAGGCGCAACAACUGCCAACACUGGAUCGGGACCAGCCGCCAACCCAGGAUCGAGACCGAGAGUCACAGCCGCAAGAGGCACCCCAGGCGCAAGAGCCCCCACAGCCGCAAGAGGCACCGCAGGCGCAAGAGCCACCGCAGCCGCAAGGGGCACCACCGACGCAGGCGCCACCGCAGGAUGCAAACCCGGCGCAACUGCCGUCGCAAAUCGACAUUAAUCAGAUCGCUGCAGCCAUCGCAGCCGCCAAUGCGGCGGCUACCCGCAUUGACCGAGAGGCUAGCGCUGCCGCCGCCCGAGCUGAAAGGGAGGCGAUGAUUGCUGCCUUCGCCACCGCCAGUCGCACGGGCCAUGAAGAGGCGAUGACCGAUUUCGCAACGGCCCUGCGCAAUGCCCUCUCUAAUGAGGGUGGAGCCACACGGGGCUCACUCUCAGCCAAGGUCACGCGCACGUACGACGCGGACAUCCCAAAGCUCGAGGGAAAGAACAUCACCCCGCAAAUGAUGGCGGAGUGUUACGGCCCACGUAUGGCCACCCACGUCAUGCCCCUUUUGUUCCGUUCCGCCAACUCGCGCGCCACCAAGGGCAACGACGCCAGCCUACCAUACGGCCACACCGGGGAUUUCUCUCUCGCGCGCGCUUGCGGCUCGCUCGCCGACACAACGCCACUGCGCUAUCGUUGCUGGGCGGAUAAGACACUGCGAGGGCUGCAAGAGUUCCUGCUGGCAGACAAGAAGCGUGUCUCGGCGGUGCCGGCGAAGCGGCGAGCCGCGCGCAGCAGUGCCGCGGCGGAGGCGGAGGCGGCGGGCGCUGGGAGCGAGGUUGCGGCGCGAGCAAAAGCGAGAGCGCUGCGCACCGGGCGAGGCGAGCGGACGGGCUCGGGCUGGUCUCCUUCCGGGGUCCAAGUGCAAGCCGGAGCGGUGGAGUGA